This is a messenger RNA of Panicum hallii, 2848 nucleotides long. RefSeq names its product cryptochrome-1-like. The transcript has 5 exons. Gene Ontology annotation, biological process: entrainment of circadian clock by photoperiod; blue light signaling pathway; circadian regulation of gene expression. Bases 455 to 2548 code for a protein of 697 amino acids. Gene Ontology annotation, cellular component: nucleus; cytoplasm. The record is from RefSeq and is a predicted model, not a curated record. Gene Ontology annotation, molecular function: DNA binding; blue light photoreceptor activity; FAD binding. NCBI's taxonomy places the organism in Eukaryota, Viridiplantae, Streptophyta, Magnoliopsida, Poales, Poaceae.
CCCAAUCCCAAUAUCCACAUGCCUCCCUCUCCAUUGGACCACACCUCGCCUCUCCCCCAACCAAGACUCACGAGCCCCUGCUAGUCUCUGCAGCAUCGCCCGCCAUCAUCGAUUCCCCAGGAGAAAAAAAAUACUCUGACUUUUUUUAUUAAUUUGAGGAACGAGGAGCUGGGAGGAGAUUGGUCAGAUUACUCAAUCUUCACUGCAACUGCAGUCUCUCUUCUGAAGAAAAGAGGCCAAUCCGGACCAGCCUUUCCACAGUUCCUGGAAAUCCUCAGUCAGUGCGAGAAGCAGUUCGAUUCUCCUGAGCAGUUCAUCAUCACAACGGAGAGCCAGGGGCUUGUUCUUGGCUGCGGCACAGGUUCUUCUUUGAGCUGCUGCCGAUCUUCUUGGCCUGGAGCCAGUAACUGAUUAUCUUGGGGGAUUCUUGGCGAGCCGUGCCGGAUUGGGUGCCAUGCCAGCGUCGCAGUCGUCGAUGAGCGGCGCCGGGGAGGCGGGGGUGCGGACGGUGGUGUGGUUCAGGCGGGACCUCCGGGUGGAGGACAACCCGGCGCUGGCGGCGGCCGCGCGGCCGGCCGGGGAGGUGGUGCCGGCCUACGUGUGGGCGCCGGAGGAGGACGGGCCCUACUACCCCGGCAGGGUGUCCCGGUGGUGGCUCAGCCAGAGCCUCAAGCAUCUCGACGCCUCGCUCCGCCGGCUCGGCGCUAGCCGCCUCGUCACCCGCCGUUCCGCCGACGCCGUCGUCGCCCUGCUCGACAUCGUCCGCAGCACCGGCGCCACGCAACUCUUCUUCAACCACCUCUACGACCCACUGUCGCUGGUCCGGGACCACCGCGUGAAGGAGCUGCUGACGGCCGAGGGCAUCACCGUGCGGUCCUUCAACUCCGAUCUGCUGUACGAGCCGUGGGAAGUCCUCGACGACGACGGCUGCCCCUUUACCAUGUUCGCGCCAUUUUGGAACAGGUGCCUGUGCAUGCCCGACCCCGCAGCGCCACUGCUGCCGCCCAAGAAGAUCAAUUCAGGUGACUUGUCGAGGUGCGUAUCCGACGAGCUGAUCUUUGAAGACGAGUCCGAAAGGGGAAGCAAUGCGCUGCUGGCACGGGCCUGGUCACCGGGGUGGCAGAACGCUGACAAGGCGCUUACAGCUUUCCUCAAUGGCCCGUUGAUUGACUACUCCGUGAACCGCAAGAAGGCCGACAGCGCAAGCACCUCCCUGUUGUCCCCGUACCUGCACUUUGGUGAGCUCAGUGUCCGCAAGGUCUUCCACCAGGUCCGGAUGAAGCAGCUGAUGUGGAGCAAUGAUGGCAACCACGCUGGCGAGGAAAGCUGCACUUUGUUCCUUCGCUCCAUCGGCCUGCGGGAGUACUCGAGGUACCUCACCUUCAAUCAUCCCUGCAGCCACGAGAAGCCGCUCCUGUCGCACCUCAGGUUCUUCCCUUGGGUCGUCAACGAGGUAUACUUCAAGGUUUGGAGGCAGGGGAGGACCGGCUACCCUCUUGUCGACGCUGGCAUGAGGGAGCUCUGGGCAACAGGGUGGCUUCACGAUCGCAUACGUGUGGUGGUCUCUAGCUUUUUUGUCAAGGUGCUCCGGUUGCCAUGGCGCUGGGGGAUGAAGUACUUCUGGGACACCUUGCUGGAUGCUGACCUCGAGAGUGACGCCCUAGGUUGGCAGUACAUUUCUGGGUCCCUCCCUGAUGGCCGUGAGCUUGACCGCAUCGACAACCCUCAGUUUGAAGGGUACAAGUUUGACCCACACGGGGAGUAUGUCCGGCGAUGGCUACCAGAACUGGCGAGGCUGCCAACGGAAUGGAUACACCACCCCUGGGAUGCACCUGAGUCUGUGCUUCAGGCUGCGGGAGUUGAGCUAGGCUCCAACUAUCCUCGCCCCAUUGUUGAGUUAGAUGAAGCCAAUUCCAAGUUACAGGGUGCCCUGUCAGAAAUGUGGGAGCUUGAGGCGGCCUCUCGGGCUGCGAUGGAAAAUGGAAUGGAAGAAGGUCUUGGCGACUCCUCGGAUGCGCCACCGAUUGACUUCCCUCAAGAAUUACAGAUGGAAGUGGACCGACAGCCGGUCCGACCUACCCAGACACCGAUGAUGGCAGGUCGGAGACGAGAAGAUCAGAUGGUGCCUAGCAUGACUUCCUCAUUCAUUAGAGCUGAAACAGAACUCACUGCGGAUUUUGGCAACAUUAGCGAGGACAGUAGGCCGGAGGUGCCAUCAAACAUGCAUUUGCAGCCUCGAAUGGAGAGAGAAGAAACGGUUGACGGUGGCGCUGGCAAUGGUGUGAGGAUGAACGGCAAUUAUCAUCAGCAAAACCUACAGAACAACACACGCCGGGUGCUAGGUGUUGCUCCAUCGGUUUCAGAGGCAUCGAGCAGCUGGACGGGCAGAGAAGGUGGGGUGGUACCGGUCUGGUCACCACCGGCAGCUUCAGGACAUUCUGAUCCUUAUGCUGCCGAUGAUGCUGACAUUUCCAGUAGGAAUUAUUUGGACAGGCACCCACAAUCACAUACGAUGAUGAACUGGAGCCAGCUCUCGCAGUCAUUGUGAGUUCAGAUGCACGGACAACAGGGUGGGAAGUGGAUAAAUGAUGCCGUGUGACCGGAUUUAAUUCAUUAGGAGUUUGGAAGAGAGAAUUACAUAUGUAAAUUAUCACAUUCUGUUCAUCUAUAGUCUUGGUGUGCAUCCAAGUCAUCAGUCAUGCAGCUUCCUGGAUGCAAUAAUGGUUAUGUGAAGCUAGUACUAUAGAACUUUGUGGUAUAGGUGCUAGUUGUCCACGAGAUCUGUAUUAUUCAUCAGAAAGGAGUUAUUCUAGCAUCAGGUUUAUUUUCUAUCUGGUUAUUGUAGUCA